CAGUAUUUUUAAAUAUUUGGAGAUUUUGUUCUUCGUGAUCCUUAUAGCUGGAAACUUUAAAGGGAGAAAUUUGAUUUAAUUAAUUCAAAAUUUUCUAUUUCUGUUUCAGCUGCCAAAUUUUCCUGCAGAAAUUUUGAGUAGAAGCAUUUUUCGAAGUGUCGUCAUUAAACACAAGAUUAAAUAUGGUUACUGUUAUUUUAACCCUCUCUCUUACAUGUAAAAUUAUUUGUAGAGAGAAUGGAAAACGGUGUUACUCCUGAAAGUGCCGGUUCCACUGAAAAUGGAGCCAUGGAAGAAAAUGGAGUUAUUGAAAAGACAAAAAGUGAAUCUCCAGCUAUUUUACCAGAAAAACCUCGGCGCGGUCGUCCCAGAAAAAAAGUUAUCGAAAAUAAUGGAUCUGCUGACCAGGGUAAAACCAAGAAUGACGAACAGACGAACUGUAACGGGACAUCUGCAAGGUCUAGUCUACGAACGGAAAAUCAGAAACUGGUCGCGGUGAAAACGGAAAUAAAGAAAGAGAUUGACGAAGAUCAAGAAUAUUCAGCGGCAUUUCUCUGCGAUACAAAUUUACAUGAGACCAAUGGAAUCAAGGAGGAAUUGAAUAGUUCCUGGACCGAAGAAGAUAUCAAGGAGGAACCUUUUGAUGACGAAAUAGAAUCCUCGAGACGGGGCCGGAAACGUAAGCGAAUCAGUUAUGCUGAGGACCCUGACGUGGUUUUCGUGAAGAGUAAGCCUGUGGUCAAGAAGGUCAAGGAUGUCAGGGACAUCAAGGACGAAGAAAAGGAGUUCUCUGAUGAUGUCAAGGACAUGUGUAGUUGUCAGUGUAAGAUCUGUGACAAGAUAUUUGUUCAUCAUCGAAUGAUAAAACAUAUUGAGAGAACUCACAAGCAGGGCAGCAAGGAUAAAUUUACAUUUCUUAAACUGUCGUACUACAGAUGCAAGAUUUGUUUUGUUGAGAUCCUGUUUAGUUAUUAUAAUAUUAGCCAGCACACUAAACGAUGCCACCAGCUCUCCCUUCAGGAUUACAAGGACAAGGUUGAAGAUGCAUUUAUAGGUGACAUAGUUCUUACAACUGAUCCUGAAGAUGAAUCUGAAUGUAAAGAGUACACUGAUAAUCUAGCAGACAUGUGUCAAUGCAAAUGCAACUAUUGUGAGAAGGUGUUUUUCUAUCAUCAGCUGAAGGCUCAUGUACUGAAAGACCACAAGGAGUCGAUAAUGCAGCAGUGCAAAAUUGAGUUUGUGAAAAGAACAUACUACAAGUGCAAGAUCUGUGACGAGGGAAUGCUGUUCCAUUUUGAUGCAAUUAAUCGACAUCUUUACACGCAUAAAACAUCCCUCAAGGCGUACAAAGCAGCGCAUCCGGCCUUCACCGGCGAGGAGGUUUACAACCAGAACAGGAAAGCGUGCGAGAAGAUAAAGCGGAAAAGGAAAUACGAAUUUGACGCGGCAUGUAUUCAGAAAUGGAGUUGUACAGUGGGUGGAGCGAGGAAAUAUUAUUCAGAUAAUAUUGAUGAAAUGUGCCUAAGGAGAUGCAGACUGUGUAGCGAGGUGAUGAUGCAUGAUGCGUUAAAGUAUCAUCUAACCAACGACCAUAAAGAUUAUGAUGGAAACGCUACAAAUAUGGAUUUUGUUCGAUUAACCUAUCAUAGGUGUAAAGCGUGCCAAAAAGAUAUUAUCUUCACAUACAAUUCUGUAUCCAAGCACACCAAAAGAUGGCACAAACUAAACUUUAAGGAUUACGAAAAGCAAUACAAUGCCUUUAACGAUUCACUCUGCGAUUUGUCCGUACGGGAUCCAGAACCGGACACUGUCCAAUCCUUUGCCCGAUCUAUACCUAUAGCGAAGAAAAGUGCUCCUAAAUCCACUCCAAAAAUAUUCUUUGAAACGCAUCAAGACCUAGUUCCGAAACAGGAAACACUAGAUCAGUCCGACCGGUUACAUCCUCAACUUCCGCAAUACAAUCCGGAAGUUUCUAAACACCUGCCCUGGAACCCAGUAGUUCCGGGGAGAGAGUCUGAACAGAGUUCGCUUGAUCUGACACUGAAGCAUGAGGAUAGUAGGCGGGAAGGAGGUUCAGUACCCUCUACAGGGACUAGGGUAGAAACAUCAAUAUCAGCCGCUCAUUCUUAUGAAGAUUUUUCAAAGAUUGGACUGGGUGUACCUGAUCCUGGCUGGUUUGAUAGAAACACGUUUCAAUGUCUUCAAUGUGGAUUUAUGUCCCGGUCACUUGAACUGUUUGAUGCCCACGUCAAGGGAUAUCACAGUGUCUCCCUCAACGAGUUCUCUCCGUACAUAGCGAAGACCAACGUGAUGUACCGUUGCCUGUGCUGUUUGCAGGAGUUGUAUCACGAGAAGUCCGUGAUCAUGAAUCAUCUUAGCUUCCAUAAUCUUGAUCUAGAGUCGUAUGCCCAUAUAUACCUCAGACAAAGAACUAUGUAUUAGUUACUCAUCAACCUUAAUUUAAUGAUUUGUUUGUAUCCGGCUAGAAGACAAUUUUUAGUGUACUCCUGCUUUUA
Messenger RNA from Eurytemora carolleeae, 2516 nucleotides. RefSeq lists its product as uncharacterized. The transcript is spliced from 13 exons. Lineage: Eukaryota; Metazoa; Arthropoda; Copepoda; Calanoida; Temoridae. The record is from RefSeq and is a predicted model, not a curated record. The coding region runs from base 238 to 2442 and encodes 734 amino acids.